Molecule: messenger RNA, 3847 nt
Organism: Oryzias latipes (Japanese medaka)
Lineage: Eukaryota; Metazoa; Chordata; Actinopteri; Beloniformes; Adrianichthyidae
Product: fatty acyl-CoA reductase 1
Biological process (GO): long-chain fatty-acyl-CoA metabolic process
Cellular component (GO): peroxisome
Molecular function (GO): alcohol-forming very long-chain fatty acyl-CoA reductase (NADP+) activity
Source: RefSeq, a predicted model, not a curated record
CACUCACUUUCUCAUAUGCGAGCCUCCGUCUGUUCAGCCGCUGUAGUCUGCAGACGCACGCGCGGACCGACGGACGGUCGGAGGCGCCGGGCGCACAGGAUCCCAGCGGGAGGAGGCAAACACGCCGCGGGAGGACGGAACCAGCGGCAACUGUCAACGGAGUCAUCUGGUCACCUGGACAGAUCGGGAGAGCAGGCGACAGAAAAGCAGCCGGAUAUCUGCAGUGGCGCAGCAGGGAGCAGAAUGGCGUCCAUAACGGAAUACUACGCUGGCAAAAGCGUGCUGAUCACAGGAGCCACGGGAUUCAUGGGAAAAGUGCUGGUGGAGAAGCUGCUGUGGUCCUGCCCGAACGUUAAAGCCCUUUACAUCCUGGUCAGACCCAAAGCGGGCCAGUCCAUGGAGCAGAGGGUCAGCGACAUGAUGAAGUGCAAGCUUUUCGAUCGAGUCAGGGAGGCCAACCCCGACUUCCACAAGAAGAUCAUCCCCAUCAGCAGCGAGCUGACACAGCCCGGCCUGUCCAUCAGCCCGGAGGACGUGGAGAAGCUCAGCGCCUGCAUCAACAUCGUCUUCCACUGCGCCGCCACCAUCCGCUUUGACGAGCCACUGAAACACGCUCUGCAGCUGAACGUGAUCGCCACGCAGGAACUCCUCAGCCUGGCCCAGCGGAUGCACCACCUCGAGGCCUUCAUUCACAUCUCCACCGCCUAUGCAAACUGCAACCGCAAGCACAUCGACGAGGUCAUCUAUCCGCCACCUGUCGAACCCAAGAAGCUCAUCGAGUCUCUGGAGUGGAUGGACGACGGCAUGGUCCAGGACAUAACGCCGCGGCUCAUUGGCGACAGACCCAACACCUACACCUACACCAAAGCUCUGGCUGAGUAUGUGGUGCAGCAGGAGCAGGACAAGCUGAACAUUGGCAUCAUCAGACCCUCCAUAGUGGGAGCCAGCUGGCAGGAGCCUUUCCCUGGCUGGAUCGACAACUUCAACGGGCCGAGCGGAGUCUUUAUAGCUGCGGGAAAGGGCAUCCUGCGCACCAUGAGGGCCAACAACGAUGCAGUGGCUGACCUGAUCCCCGUAGACGUGGUCGUCAACCUGACGCUGGCUGUGGGCUGGUACACCGCCGUGCACAGACCUAAAACGACCCUGGUGUACAACUGCACGUCUGGAGGCAUCAACCCGUUCCACUGGGGGGAGAUCGAGCACCAUGUGAUCUCCUCCUUCAAGAGGAACCCUCUGGAGCAGGCUUUCCGCAGGCCCAACGCCAACAUCACCUCCAACUACCUGAUCAACCAGUACUGGAUCCUGGUCAGCCACAAGUUCCCGGCCCUCAUCUACGACCUCUUCCUGCGCCUGUGCGGGCAGAAGCCACAGAUGAUGCGCAUCUUCAAUCGCCUGCACAAGGCCAUCGGCCUGCUGGAGUACUUCAGCAGCCAAGACUGGGAGUGGAACUCGGACAACAUUAGCAUGCUGAUGAGCCAGCUCACUCCAGAGGACAGAACGAUGUUUAACUUUGACGUCCGACAGCUGAACUGGCCCGAAUACAUCGAAAACUACUGCAUCGGCACCAAAAAGUACGUCCUGAACGAAGACAUGUCGGACAUUCCUGCAGCCCGGCAACAUCUGAGGAAGUUGAGGAACAUCCGCUACACCUUCAACACUCUCCUGGUGGUUUUCAUCUGGAGAGUGUUCAUUGCUCGCUCCCAGAUGGCCAGAAACAUCUGGUACUUCGUGGUCAGCCUCUGUUUCAAGUUCCUCUCCUACUUCCGUGCAUCGAGCACCUUAACCAACUGAGUCUACCCAAGCCAGAAACGGCAGCUCUUGCCUUUACCCGUCAUCCUGGACUGAGCGCGCUCCGUGUGGAGGCUCUCUGGCGGAGCGUACUGCAGCUGAGUGGAGCUCUCAGGAGAAAAAGAAAGCGGUGUACUAGCCAUGACUCGUUUGGAUUCCUGUCAUCAGUACCGGUUCAGCAAACCCCUUCCAAGAAACCCCCCAAUUAUUGUUCAUUUUCUACCUGAUGUUCAAAGUGGCCAAUUACAUAUGCAACAACCAUCCUUGUAUGUGACUUCCACCCCCUCCCUCUUGAAUCUCGGUACAUUGCCUUACCUUGUGAGGAUUUUUGUCACACACACCCCCCCCCCAGUACUUGAAAUACAGCGGUGGGUGAUUCAAAGGAUGAUCUCUGACGUUUUUCGGUUUCUCCUCACUCGGAUGAUUUGGAGGUCUGCGGCUCUACCUGACAUUAACGUGCGUCUGCCUUCCCGAAAAUGACACAGAAGUCUCCCUCCUGGAUUUCUUUUCAAGCUAAUCUAGAUUGAGGGGAGCGUUUUUCAAAAAUCUGACCCCACAACAGGAGGAUCUGCCCCCCCUUUCCUGCAGAUGACUAAAUUAGGAUCAGAAAUGUUGGCGUCUGUGUCUCGGUUGAACGCUCAUCCACUUUAUGCCUGUUUGUACAGCAGUUUGUAUGAACCAUGUUAAAUAUUUUUACAUCUUUAUACUUGCAUCAAAGGCUAGUCUGUGCGCAGUGUAGUGUAUAGAAAUACCAGUUAACAGAAGGUCUGAACCGAGCCUGAGCGCACUUCUUUUCAGGUGGGUCUGUAAGUGAAGAGUGGAGUUCAGACAAAAAUGCCAAAUGAAUCCAAGGAUGGAUCUCAAUAAAAUCCAGCAUCAGUGAUUCUUUGUGUUAAAGACCCACUCCGAUCAUCUUUUGAUCCAUUUCCAGUUUUUUUAAUCAUAAAUGUCAUUUUUAGCCACAUUUUUUAUGUAUUUCAUUGGAAUUUGCCUUAAUUGUGGGCGGGACUGUUGGCACAGAGAAGCCCCGCCCCCUCUUCUCUUCCUGUAAGCUGAGAGCUCUCUGUUUACAUGCUCUCUUGCUAUCUUACAGCUAGGGGGAGAACAUGGAUCUAGUCUACCGUUGGAUGAGGAGCAGGGAGAUGGUGGCCCACCCUCAAAUGAUUGUUUUCAAAACGUUUUUAGAUAAAUACUCAGAAAUGCAACUGUGAGCCAAAUUCUCUUAAAAUAUGACCUACGUUUUCAGAAAAACACCAAAAUCGCGAUUUUUAUCGGAGUGGGUCUUUAAAGCUAGAAAGAGGCGGUCGAGUGGGAAAAAAAUAAUAGGAUGUCGAUUGAAACUUUAAGGUCUGGAAUCCGUAAUCACUGGACGUGGUUAGGCAGGUGGCUAAUGAGGAAAAAACUUUAUCAACUUUAAAUAAAAUGGUCACUUAAAUAGCUAUACGAGAGUCCCAGACAAUUGGAGCAAACUGGGAACCUGUUCCGACAAAUCAGGCUACAUUAAAAAAAAAAAGAUUUAACACAGAAGUUAGAUUAACAAAACCAAACAAAAAAAACAGUGGACCAAAAUACAGAGCCAUGAGGGACACCACGCCUUACAGAAUGAAGACACGCAGUGCUUUUCAUCAAAAGGGUAAAGGAUUCUUAAAUGAUUGAUCCCAGUUCUGUUAAUAAAUUAUUCUUACAACCAAAAACGUGAGCGACUGUUGAUCUUCACUUGUGUUUCACACAGAGCUUCCCUCAGUCUACAGAGUAUUAACAAUGGCUUUUAUUUUUUUUAAAGACAGAAAUGAGGAAAGCUGUGCAGAAUUGAAAGGCUUGCUGGAAUAACAAUAAUGAGCCUUUUACGGGAAGAAAAAAGGGACAAACUCUUCAUGUUUAUGCAAAGCUAACGUCUGGUGUUAACAGUCUGAUGAAAGGACGACAAAGCUGUUCUUGUCACGUCGCCCUCAAACGUUGUUUUCACGGGGUAGUGACGGAGGCGGCGGUGGGGGACAUCCGAGAAUCUGUAAAAUGUCUGUCUGGCAAAAAUGAAAUAAAAAUGACUUAAAAAGUGCAA